Messenger RNA from Diachasmimorpha longicaudata, 2831 nucleotides. RefSeq names its product transmembrane reductase CYB561D2-like. The record is from RefSeq and is a predicted model, not a curated record. Lineage: Eukaryota; Metazoa; Arthropoda; Insecta; Hymenoptera; Braconidae. The transcript has 3 exons. Bases 307 to 999 code for a protein of 230 amino acids. Gene Ontology annotation, molecular function: transmembrane monodehydroascorbate reductase activity; heme binding.
GUUUGUUUCCCAGAACGAAGUACAGCAGUCUCGGUGUUGCUUCAACAGUCGCCUGGAGCACACAUCUCCGUCGUUCGGCAUUUUUAUCGUUACUUUCUGCAUCCAAUUUAGGUCGUCGGAACCGAGACCGGCAUUUUACGAUUGUUUUUCAGUGCUGUGUGGAAUAACUGUUUUGUGCUAAAUCCCAUUUGUUUAGAAAUAUUUUCUAUUAAUGGAUUUUCUAUGAUUGGAAAGUCGCAGGUGGGUUACUGACACACAGCAAUAGAAGAGAAAUUGAUUAUUCAAUUGAGACAUUGGGUAAUUGAGAUGAAGCCUGAAACAGAAGGCAAGGGCUUUCCCAACACCCUUAAUCUCAUCGUCUCCGUCCUGGUCCAUCUACUUCUACUCGCACCCGUUCUCUACAUCAUUUCCAUAUUCAGUAUUAAUUAUCAGUUCUUCUCGUGGCAUCCAAUAUGCAUGUCUGUCGGGGUGGGGUUUCUCAUCCUAGAAGGCGUCUUCAGUAUAUCUGGAGAGGCGAACCUGAGUCAUCGUCUCUCCCGAGCGAAUCGCGUAACAACCCACUGGAUCAUGAACACUGUCGGCCUGACUCUCAUGUUCAUAGGUCUGAUUAUCAUAGUAGUGAAUAAAAAUCGUCACGAUAAGCCUCAUUUUCAAACGACCCAUGGACAAUUGGGCCUGAGCUCGAUCGUGAUAGCCUCGGUGGUGGCGUUCUUUGGAAUUCUGACGAAUAAUACCCGUUGGUUGUAUCCGCGGGUUCGACCGAUUUUCAUGAAAGUUGCCCAUGGAUUCGGGGGAAUGGCUAUGACGAUACUCUUUGUAGCUACGAUCAUCAAUGGUGUUUACAAAAUGCCACAUCUUCUGGGCGACACUGGAAAUGCUCUCAUCUGCGCUGCACUGGUCAUUGCUGUUGUUGUUAUCCUUUUCAAACCGAUGAUCGCGGCUGUUGCGAGGACCAAGGUCAUCCUGCAACCACCGCACCCCCGCAAUCAGAGCACAUGACCGCAAUAGCCAAGUGAUAGCGUUCAUUAAAAAAAUCGUGAGAUCAUGUCGAGGAUCGAGUUAUUUCGCGGUGAUGCAGGCAAUUUGGAAUGGAUCUUAUUUAAUAAUGUUCAAAAUGCCUUACAGAUAUUAUUUGUUGACUUGGAUUGAGUCUUUAGACAGUACCGACAACGAGUGAAUUUUUUUAGAUGCAUUUGUCGUUAAAGAAAUUGACUGAAUUUUUUGGAAAAGGAUCUGUAAUUGAAUUUAAGAAAAACCUCUCGGGCAGUGCCAAUUUUUUACAUAAUUUUUAUGAAAUGAUUGGAGGGAUAUUUUGAUAAACUUGUUACAAAUUUUCGGGAGCUUUACUACAGAAAAUUUUGGACAACUAUUUUUCUAUAAGUAAACGUUGAUCAAUCUGUCAUAAUAAAUUAAAAAAAUAGAUUUUAUUUUUUUCUACUAAUGCUUACAAAAAGAUAUCCGCAAUUAUACAUUCGGGAGAAAAAAAAAAUUGUUCUCAGUAUUGUUACAACAAUGUCCGUAAUGCGUCCCCACUGCCCGCAGCAAGCAGAUACGUCGGUCUGAAUGAAGUCAUCUUUUUCCACUCGAACUAAGUGGAAUAUUCACUGCAAGCAAGCCCGUAGCUGUCUGACCCAUCACUGUUUUUUGAGCAUGCAUCUCCUUCCCUCCAGAUUGAAAUAAUGUCUCGACUAUCAUCAAAGACCAGUAACAAUCCCCCCCAUUAAACAGCAGAUAAAAACAAAUUCUCAAUUGGCCUCAUGUGACCCUGAUGAUGCGUAUGGAGCGUAACGACUCGUGUGUACACACCUAUUUGGCAAGCCCCCGGGUACUCUCAUAUGCCCGAGGGCAUCAGCGAUGUGAAAAUCGAUAAGAAAUCAUGAGAAUAACGAGACUCUGUUCAUACAACAUCUAUGGAAGCACGUGUUCCUCCCUGGAAUUCCUCUGGCCCAUAGUAAACUGAAAAUAAUGACUCCUUCCGUUCGAACGGCGAAAAUUCAACGAACAGCAAUUAUUACCACGCAGCUACAGGAUUAUAUGGAGCAUAAAAAACCCCGUCAACUUGUAUCGUUAAGUCGUAUUUCACUGCAUAGUUAUGCUAAUGGUAAAUUGUAAUGAAUAUGCUGAAGGCGAUUGCAAUGCUCGUGCAUUAGUGAUUUCAUCGCAGAUGAGUUAGUCCUCGUUGAAUUCCAAAGACAGCGUUGCAAAUAGCCAAACGACAUAUCUCAAACUCUCACUUUUUACAAUAUUCAACGCACCAUUGAAUAAAUAUUACGCAAUAUUUUCAACCAUAUAUCAACACUUUAUUGUAAUAAUACACGUAUCAUGUACAUGUAAUGUAUGUAUAUCUGUUCUCACUCUCAUCUUUGUGUUUCUAGCUUCCUCGUACAAUGUACAUUUAUAAUAAUACAACCGAGCAUUUUUUAGAGUUUUUUUCUGUUUUUUAGGGUAAUUUUUCCGUCAUAUUCCAGCUUGUCAAUUAAUGUUCUUUGUUAAUCGCGUUUAUUAUAGUUUUUGUUAUUCACUAUGAUCCGACAAUUGUUGGAUAUCCCUCGCAACUUAACAUUAUGCAACAACGUGUACAUAUUUAUUUAUAAUAUAUAUUUAUACAUUUAUUCCGAUUUUUUUUUUCGUUAAUCUCUGGAGUCUUAAUCUAGAGGCUCUUUUUAUAUUUUUUAUUUUUCACAUGUCACAUUUUGUCAGCCAUUCCGUUCAAUUUAUUCCUUGUAUUUUUUCGUUUUGUAUUCAUUAUUGUGUUUUUGAUUGUAUAACGUUCUGUUUGGAUUUGUCAAGUAGUGCAUGUUCGUAGAAAUAAAUCCAUUGUACAAUUUCAA